UCCAUGUCAAAACCGUUAAAACAUUCACAAGCUGUUGUGAACACAUCAGUUGGAUAUUCCCUGACCUAUAGGUUUAAGAAUAUUAGCAAAGAAGUUCCUCACAACCUAUAACUGUCUGGAAGUAAGAACACAAAAAGUCAAAAAAAGGAAAAAAAAAAAAAGAGUCAAUAACUUAACUAAGUUGUCAGUUAUGGUUCCUUGACAGCAAGCAAUUUGCUGUUCAGUUUGGUCCCUCUUCUUAGAGAAUCAUUGGUAUAUUUAGAAUGUUGUAAGAUCAAAACCACCGGCAGCUAUUUUGAGGAAGGCCACAUAUGCUUCCAUGGAAGAUCCUUUACAAUAACUGAAGUGAUACAAAAUUACCAAUUUUCGAAGAUUGCCAUGCAAAAUAUUGAGGCUACCCUUUGUCCAAACUGGCUUUAUGACUGAAUUUCAAUUCUUGCAGAGUGGGGCAGAAUCAGAUCAUUUGUAUAAAUAAGGGUUUUCAUGAAGUAUACAUCUAUGGAGAAGACGGCAAGCAAAAGACAAGGUAGAGUCGGGUGUAAACCUUUGACCACAUUUGUGCAAACAGAUACAAGUAGUUUUCGAGAGGUUGUGCAGAGGUUAACAGGCCCAGCAGAGAGUAAUCCAGCCCAGGAAACAGCAGCUUCAGUGGUUGCUAGAGUAAAGAGAUCCACAUCUAAACUCCAUGAAAGAAGGCACUACUCAAGGCCCAAGCUUGAGAUAGUUAAGCCUCCUCUCAGCUUCAAGCCCUUGACAUCGCCAACCACAUUACGGAUUCCUUCUCUUCUCCCAAGUCCUAUGGGCACUCCUUCGAAAAUUUUCUCUAAACUCUCGAUACAGGAACUGGAGAACAAAGGAGAAUCAGCAAUUUGCGUUAUAAAUAGUGAGGAAGAAGAGAAAGCAAUCAACGAGAGACGAUUUUACUUGCAUCUAUCGCCUCGUUCUAGACUAGGACAUGCAGAACCAGAGCUACUCACUUUAUUUCCAUUGACAUCUCCAAAAACUAUUGAUAAACCUUGACUUUUUAGUUUUACAUUUGCAUCUCUGCCUGCUUGAACUUCAUCCCCUGCGCUGUUAAUGUACAGUAGAUGAUGUCACCAAUCCAUAGAUAAAAAAAUAAAUUCUUUGAAAUAGUAAAU
Messenger RNA from Manihot esculenta (cassava), 1139 nucleotides. RefSeq names its product VQ motif-containing protein 31. NCBI's taxonomy places the organism in Eukaryota, Viridiplantae, Streptophyta, Magnoliopsida, Malpighiales, Euphorbiaceae. The transcript has 3 exons. Bases 484 to 1020 code for a protein of 178 amino acids. The record is from RefSeq and is a predicted model, not a curated record.